AUGUCAAGCAAAAGCAAGGAAUACCUACAGAUCCUGAUCAUUGGGUACCACCAUGUACGUUCUCUAGACUUUGACAAUUCAUUGGCUAUGCUGACUUCAACAGCUGCGGAAGCAAGCGCCCUUGACCAGCAAGCCACUCGAGAGGACAUUUCAAGAAUCAUAAGAUCACUCGAGAUACGAGACCACCGUAUUCAAGCUGCCGAAGCUGAGAUACGGAAGAUCACAGAAGAGUAUCGCAAACUACGAGAUGAGCUACUGCCUAUCUUCCGAAGAGCAAAAGACCUCUCCCAGCCUCUCCCAUAUCACCCAAACAGCCAGUCCCCAGAUCAUCCGGAGGACAACGGUGCGUCUCCGACCGCUCCAAUCCCGCCAGAGGUGAAAGGUAGCGUACUGUCCCGCAAGUUCUCGAAGAAGCGAUUGUUCCUUGGUCAGACGCCAAAGAGCAAUUCGCCUACACAUAUUCCCCAGAGCGUUCAAGAGGAGAGGAAAGCAAUGGUUGAUCCAACCUUGGAUCCUUCGGCAGCUGCAAUAGCAGCGUCCAAUCACUUGACAGCGGGUAUGAAUGGAGGGUCUCAACCAUCGACAUCUCCCAACCAAGCGAACAUGCCGUCUCCGACCUCCCCAAAUACCUACAACAGGUACCGUGAUCCACAGGCGCAAGGGACGGUACGAACGAUCUACUCUCAUGCGGAAGAUCCAGGAGGGUAUGGCUCGACAGCCAACUUCGAUCGUAAUGCCAGCAAUCCCACACCUACUCCUCGCACACUCGCCGAGUCUAGAGCGCUCGCUGGCCGAGGUCCUCCAGUAUCCAAUUACAACCAAGCACAGCCAACACCGUCGUCCCAGCCCGAAGACCCUCCGCCCUCAUCAUCCGGCGCCGGCCCCAGCGUCGAGAUCUUCAAAUCCUUCCGCGUCAGCAUGGACGACCCCUGCGAGAAAGUCCUCCCCGCCGCGUUGAAGAAAUACAACAUAAACGCCGACUGGAAGAACUACGCCCUAUACAUCGUCCACGGCGAUCAAGAGCGAUGUCUGGGUCUCAAAGAGAAGCCACUGAUAGUAUUCAAACAGCUAGACAGGGAGGGCAAGAAACCGAUGUUCAUGCUCCGGAAGCACGCUGCUCCAAUGGAAGGACAUACAACGAAUAAUUACUCCGGCGGCAUGAACCCCAGCCCUUACGAUCAAGGCCUGGGCGGGAGAGGGCAGACGAAGAAAGAGCGAGCACAGUUAGCUUCGAAUUUGGUUGAGAAUCUAGAGGUUGGCUGGGGAAGCAUAGCACGCGGGUUCAGCGAGCGAGCGAGCGAUGGAUGGAUGGACUCAGCUAGUCUGAUUCGAUGA
Messenger RNA from Bacidia gigantensis, 1335 nucleotides. RefSeq lists its product as uncharacterized. NCBI's taxonomy places the organism in Eukaryota, Fungi, Ascomycota, Lecanoromycetes, Lecanorales, Ramalinaceae. Gene Ontology annotation, biological process: signal transduction. The transcript has 2 exons. Bases 1 to 1335 code for a protein of 444 amino acids. The record is from RefSeq and is a predicted model, not a curated record.